AUGUUUGUUCCGGUGUAUGUGUUUGCCCCAGUGAUAACGGAUGCCCGAUGCGAGGAAUCCAGGUGCGACUUCACGCACGACCGGGACUCCGUGGCAUCCAGCGAUGCCGUUCUUUUCAACUUGGAGGAGAUAUUCUCCGUGGAUGGAGGCCUUGACCUGCCGAAAAGGAGCCGUCCCGACCAGACGUGGAUUCUCUUGCUUCUCGAGGCCCCUUAUCACUCUAGAUUGGAUCUGGAAAGAACGAUUGCGAACAAGAAGGGGAAGGUUGCUUGGAUUGCAUCGCAUUGUAAUACCAUGAGCCGAAGAGAAGAGUAUGUUGGCCAACUUGCCAGGUACAUCGAAGUCCACGUAUACGGAAGAUGCGGUCCUCGAUCGUGCGGUCGCGUCCUCCGUCUCAUGGACCCCUUCGCGGAUUCCCGAUGUCACAGACGAUUGGGAAGAACCUAUAAAUUCUUUUUGGCCUUCGAGAACAGUCUAUGCCGAGACUACGCGACGGAGAAGUUCUACCUCGCCCUCAAGCACGACAUGGUCCCCGUCGUGAUGGCAAGCGCCGCCGACUACGACUCCAUCGCACCGAGGAACUCUUUCAUCAAAGCGGACGACUUCCCAUCUCCGAAAGAUUUGGCUCAUUACCUUCACCUUCUCGACGCAAACGACGACCUCUACGGGGAAUAUUUGAAGUGGAAGAGAGACUUUCGAGUGGAGCUAGGAUUUCCCUUCGAUCCGCUUGUGUGCGAUCUCUGUUCUAAACUCCAUGGAGUUCGCUCUCCGUCGCGUUCUCGCGCGCACCGCAGUUUGUACGAAUGGUACGUGAACGAGUCCGCCUGCCGCGUCUUCGAUGUUUCCCAUCUUCGCUUUCAACCUGUAUCUACGGAUGAGCUCGGGGGCUCCUACGAUGGACCUGGGGAUGAUGAAUGGAAGAAGCUGUUUGCAGAUAGGGAAAUCGAGAGUCGAUCUCAAUGA
Darwinula stevensoni is the source of this 963-nucleotide messenger RNA. The record is from the annotation of a GenBank genome assembly. Lineage: Eukaryota; Metazoa; Arthropoda; Ostracoda; Podocopida; Darwinulidae.